AUGGUUGUUUUCUUCAUCUCACACAAUGGUCAUGGUUACACCGGUGAUGCUAAUUUGGAAGAAGAUCUCGACAGCCGCGACAUCGAACGUGAUAAGCGUGGCCACAUUUGGGCAAUUCGUGAGUUUCUCCAUGGUCUGCUUACACCUAUCGAUGUUGUCCAGAAUCUGCGCCUGUCUGGCACAGUCGUCAUGGCUCUUCCGAAGGCCAGAGCUCAGUAG
Molecule: messenger RNA, 219 nt
Organism: Clonostachys byssicola
Lineage: Eukaryota; Fungi; Ascomycota; Sordariomycetes; Hypocreales; Bionectriaceae
Source: the annotation of a GenBank genome assembly